UCAAAAGAUUAAGAAUUCAAAAAUCUCAACGGUCAUCUCCAUCUCCUCCCAUCAGCAACAAAAACUUUCCCUUCCCUUGUCUCUCUCACCACAUUCAAAUUCAAAGCCCUCUCUCUUUCUCUCUGAGAUCUCAAAUCCCAUUUUCAAACCCCAAAAAAGAGAAAAAAACAAUGAAAUCAACACCAGAAACCGCCAUUGCCGAGAAUCGCCGUUUCCUGGGGAGCAUUUCGACGUCUUCGCUUCGAAAUUUGCUUCCAAAAUCAAAGCUUAAGAAAAACACCAACAAAAACAAUUCUGAAAACACUCCUCCCCCAGAUGCCAACAUUAUUCAAGUAAGUAACUCCAAAUUGCUUGCUUCUGACGCCUUGAUCAACCCAUCUGACGGUCACCGUGAAAAGUUGCCUCCUUUGGACUCUUCUAUCAAGAAAGAGAUUGCUGAAUCUGAGGGAAAGAAUGGAGAAUUAUGGAAUCUAGAUCCCUCUGUGAGGGUGGUAGUGAGAAUUAGACCCAUAAAUGGUGAAGAAAAAGAAGUGGAUCCGACAGUGAGGAAGGUUUCUUCAGAUUCCUUAUCCGUUGGUGACCGGAAAUUCACAUUUGAUUCUGUUCUUGAUUUAAAUUCCAAUCAGGAGGAUGUUUUUCAGCUAAUCGGUGUUCCUUUGGUUAAAGAUGCAUUAGCUGGUUACAACACGUCAAUUUUGUCAUAUGGACAGACUGGAAGUGGAAAGACUUACACUAUGUGGGGUCCACCAAGCGCCAUGGUUGAGGAUCCUUCACCUAGAAGCCACCAGGGGAUUGUUCCUCGUAUCUUCCGAAUGCUGUUCUCUGAGAUUCAAAGAGAGCAAGAGAACCCUGAUGGGAAACAGAUAAAUUAUCAGUGUCGUUGCUCCUUUCUUGAGCUUUACAAUGAGCAAAUUGGGGAUUUACUCGAUCCAACUCAAAGGAACCUCGAGAUAAAGGAUGAUCGAAAAAAUGGGUUGUAUGUUGAGAAUUUGACUGAAGAAUAUGUUUCUGGCUAUGAGGAUGUAACUCAAAUUUUGAUUAAGGGGCUUUCAAGUAGGAAAGUAGGAACAACAACUGUAAAUUCUAAGAGCUCUCGGUCUCACAUUGUGUUUACUUUCAUCAUCGAAUCUUGGUGCAAGGGAGUCUCAUCAAAAUGUUUCAGCAGUUCAAAAACAAGUAGAAUCAGCCUGAUUGAUCUUGCAGGACUGGAUAGAAACAAACUUGAAGAUGUGGGUAGACAACAUGUACAGGAAGACAAAAAUGUCAGGAAGUCCCUAUCACAGCUUGGAUAUUUGGUGAACACUCUUGCAGAAGAAACUCAACCAGAAAAACCUAAAGAUGCUCCAUGUGGAGGUUCCUGCUUAACACAUAUACUGAGAGAAUCCCUCGGUGGCAAUGCUAAACUCACAGUUAUUUGCAACAUUUCUGCAGAUAACAGAAAUAUUAGUGAAAUUUUAAGCACUCUCAGAUUUGGACAAAGGAUUAAAUCUGUAAGAAAUGAACCAGUAAUAAAUGAAAUACUGGAAGGUGAUGUCAAUGGCUUGAGUGAUCAGAUUCGUCAACUGAAGGAAGAGCUUAUAAGAGCUAAGUCUGAUGUACCUAGCUCAGUUGGGAGUAAAAGUAGAUAUUUUCAAGGGCGAAAUGCAUGCAAUAGCUUGAAUCAAUUAAGAGUAAGCCUUAACUGCUCUUUGAUCCUCCCACGAAUAGAUAACAAUUAUGAGGAAGAGCUUAAUAUUGGUGAAGAAGAUGUCAAGGAACUAUGUCAGCAGCUGGAUUAUUUGCAUAGCUCUUGUGAAACAAACUUGGGAGAACCAUCUGACAAGAGAGGUUCGAUUCAGUCUUUUUCUGUAAAGGAAAGUUGUGAGGGGGACUUGCUGAGCGAAGAUGACAUUCGUUGCCCAGAAGAAACCGGGAUAGAAGAAAUUGAUGUAAAGGAACUUUCAAUCACAUCAAAAACCUUGAAGGCUGUUGAUCCUUCAAUCAGAAAUAGCAUCUCCAUCAGCUCAUGCCAUCGGUCUUCAACCCUCCAAGAGCCUACUUUGUCAGAGUCUCCAAAAAUUGGAAAUAACCCAAGGAAAAGCAUGGCUAUCCCAUCAGCACUUUUGGCCAAUCAGAACAAUGUAUCAGAGAGUUCAGAGUUACGGCAGUCACUCAAACAUAGUGAGCAUAUCAGGUCCUCGUUACAUUCAAGCAAGAUAUUUUCAGGACCAACAGAAUCUUUGGCUGCUAGCCUUCAAAGAGGCUUGCAGAGUAUUGAUUAUCACCAGCGUAGUUCAGCUUCCAACCGAUCUCCAGUUGCCUUCUCUUUCGACCACUUGAUGCUGAAACCUUGUCCAGAAGCAGACAAGGCCAAUGCUCCUGUUGAUGUUUCUUCUACUCCUUUGCUUUGUUCAUCAUGCCAAAGGAAGUUUGACAAUAAUAAGCCCAAUGGGGUUCCGGAUAGCUUGAAGACAUGGAAUGAUGCAGUCAACAACCAACAAACAGAUGGCAAGACCACAGCUGUAGCAAGUGAUUUGGCAAAAGCCACUGAAAGAGAGAAGGCACUUGAAAGUGUUUGUAUGGAGCAAGCAGCCAAAAUUAAGCAGUUAAAUCAUGUGGUAGAGAAAUACAAACGUGAGAGAGGAAAUUCUGCAAUUGAACAUGCACCGGAGUCUCCGAAGAAUGAAAUAAUACCAUUUGAGCAGUCCAACACUGGUGAAAAUGGAAAAGAAUAUUUUGAUAAGAAUGAAAAGGAAGCAAUUCUUCAGGAAAUUCAAACAUUAAAAGGCAAACAGCAGUCAUAUACUGCUGCAUCUCCAAGAAAAUCUACUGAACAGCUGAGAUCCUCUUUGUUGUCACGUUCCAUUCAAUUGCGAAAAAGCGUUGACUGUCGUGAUAACAGUGAGGAAGAACUUGAAAGGGAAAGACGACGAUGGAUGGAAAUGGAAAGUGAGUGGAUAUCAUUGACUGAUGAGCUCAGGAUGGACCUUGAAUCCAACCGCUGCCGUGCAGAGAAAGUAGAGAUGGAACUGACUUUAGAGAAAAAAUGCACCGAGGAGUUGAAUGAUGCUCUUAGCAGAGCUGUCAUUGGACAUGCUAGAAUCAUUGAACACUAUUCUGAACUGCAAGAAAAAUACAAUGAUCUGGUUGCAAAACACCAAGCAAUAAUGGAAGGGAUAGCAGAGGUUAAGAGGGCAGCAGCAAAGGCAGGAGCCAAAGGUCAUGGUGCCCGUUUUGCCAAAGCCCUUAACGCUGAGCUUUCAGCUCUUAGAGUGGAGAGGGAGAGAGAGAAAGAACUCUUGAAAAAGGAGAACAAAAGUCUCAGAAUCCAGCUAAGAGACACAGCAGAAGCUGUUCAUGCUGCUGGAGAACUCCUAGUCAGGCUGAGAGAAGCUGAGCAAGCUGCCUCAGUUGCAGAGGAGAACUUCAGUAAUGUUAAGCAAGAGAAUGAAAAGUUAAAGAGGCAAGUGGAGAAGCUUAAAACAAAACACAAGAUGGAAAUGAUCGCUAUGAGCAGUACCUUGCAGAAAGCAGAUUGCCAGAAUCCAGCACUGCAACCAUAUGAGGAUUCAGAUGUAUACACACAACAGUUCAAUGCAAAUGAUGAUCAGGCUGGGAGGGCAGAAUUUUGGAGGCAAUAUAUCAGAACAUUACUACUAAUUCAGCCAAAGAAAUCAAGAGACCACUACUUGGGUCAAAAUAAAUACAUGUAG
Messenger RNA from Durio zibethinus, 3692 nucleotides. RefSeq names its product kinesin-like protein KIN-12F. NCBI's taxonomy places the organism in Eukaryota, Viridiplantae, Streptophyta, Magnoliopsida, Malvales, Malvaceae. Gene Ontology annotation, biological process: microtubule-based movement. The record is from RefSeq and is a predicted model, not a curated record. Gene Ontology annotation, molecular function: microtubule binding; microtubule motor activity; ATP binding.